Protopterus annectens (West African lungfish) is the source of this 1090-nucleotide messenger RNA. Its product is annotated as interleukin-18 receptor 1-like. Bases 233 to 1090 code for a protein of 285 amino acids. Lineage: Eukaryota; Metazoa; Chordata; Ceratodontiformes; Protopteridae. Gene Ontology annotation, biological process: signal transduction. The record is from RefSeq and is a predicted model, not a curated record. The transcript has 8 exons.
UGUUCAUCUGAACACGUAUCUUAGGAUUUGUCAUCUUUUAGAAGGUAUCAAGAGAAAACGUACGAUUCAUGGAACUUCAUGCUUCUUCUCAUUUAACAGGUUAUAUUACAGACUUUUAUAAAAGGCAGUUUAGUUUUAUCAACAUCUGAAUGAUCAAAACAUCUGUAAAUCAGCAACUGUAGCAUGCUCUCAUAAUCCCAUUCGUCAAAAGGACACAAGCAGAAUUAAGAAAAUGUGUUGGAGAAGAUACGUUUUAAUACUACUGAUGAUUUCAUUUGUUGUAGGCUCUGUUAAACAUGGGGAACCAAGUUUAAUAUAUCCCACUGGAGUCCAGUAUGUUGACGUGGAAAUAGGGAAGGGAAUACAGAUAAACUGCACAGUUUAUACUGGUGAAACUGCAGAACUGCCUUAUUGGUUAAAUGGAACCAACUUCAUAAGCAAUUCAAGAUUCACCGAAAUAUCUGAGAAGCCAGAAAGCAAUAUUGCAUUUGAAAUACUUAAAAUUGAAUAUGUUGUUGAAGAGGAUUUGCUCCAUAAUUACACCUGUAUUUUGCCCACAAUAUAUAACUUUAAAAAAGGAACAGUCAUUCUAAAGAAAGUAGUACCUCCUGGACCAGAUAUUAGUCAUCUUUCUUACUAUUCAACAAUGUCAGCUGCAGCUGUUGUUCCAGUCAUAAUUAUAUUGAUGAUGGCACUAUACCUCAUAUACAGAGUGGAUAUUGUCCUAUUUUAUAGGAAGAUAACAGGAAAAAAUGAAACAUUUGAAGAUGGGAAGGAAUACGAUGCAUAUGUCUCUUAUUUAAGAAGAAGCAACUCUUUUCACAGUACUGCAGAUGACACAAUAUUUGCCAUGGAGAUACUACCUCACAUACUUGAAGACCAUUUUGGAUAUCAGUUAUGCAUUUUUGAAAGAGAUAUUUCUCCUGGAGGAGGAUCCUUUCCAAAUAAUGCUGAUGUCAUCCUGAAACCUGUAAUAAACUUUUAUAUGGAUAUGAUAGUUAGAUUGAAAGACAUACUUCCUUUCCCUGUAUGCCAUGACACUAUUGGCAUAUGCUCCCCCACAAGUCGAUCCCAUGGCUAUUCCAAUUAA